This is a messenger RNA of Amborella trichopoda, 3850 nucleotides long. RefSeq names its product protein argonaute 1A. Gene Ontology annotation, molecular function: protein binding; RNA binding. Lineage: Eukaryota; Viridiplantae; Streptophyta; Magnoliopsida; Amborellales; Amborellaceae. The record is from RefSeq and is a predicted model, not a curated record.
AAGGCCUCGACCUUUUAAAGCUGGGGUUGUGGGUGGGAUGUAGUUCUGCAACGCAGGGUUGGAGAUUGAGUUCCUUGCAUUCUGAGACUUUGCUACCUAACAAAAUUCUUGAAGUGUAAUCCCCUUUCACUGAACCAUGCCGAGGAAAAAGAAGACGAUGGAUCCAACCAGCGGACUUGGGGAGAGUUCAGAUGCUCCUUCCCAAGCCCCUCCUGAAGCUCGCCAGCCCCCUCCUCAACAGCGUCCCUCACCCCCUUCACAACCAACCCAACAGCCCCAGUCUGCUCCUUAUCAACAACAAGGAAGGGGAUGGGGCCUACAACCAGGCCGGGGUGGCUAUACUCAACAACCGCAAUACCAAGGACGAGGAGGCCCUCAGGGCCGAGGUCAGCAACCUCCUUAUCCACAGCAGCCCCCUUAUCAACAGCAGCCCCCUUAUCAACAGCAGCCAUCUUAUCAGCAGCAACCUCGAGCCCCUUACCAGCAACCUUCUGGUCCUUAUCAAGGGGGCCAGAUGGGUGGGCCCCAAGGUGGUGGUGGGGCCAGGAGGAGGGGAGGGGGCCGUGGUGGUGGGCCCACCUCGGGCCCUUCUGGUUCAUAUGCUAGACCCCCAGUUCCCGAUCUGCCCCAAGCUGUUGCCCAAAGACCACCAUCUCAAUACCCUCCGCAAAUGUACGCGCAACAGUUUGGUUCGUUUCAACAAACACCAUCUCAGGCCGGUGAGCCCCAGGAAAGUGGCGCUUCGUCUUCUUCUGCCCAUCAGUUAGCAGAGCAGGUUCAGCAGCUUACAUUGGUGAAACAGGAGGAGGCUGUGCAGCAGCCACCCCAGUCGAGCAAGAGCAUGAGAUUUCCUUCGAGGCCUGGGAAGGGGUCGAUGGGGACCAGGUGUAUGGUGAAGGCAAACCAUUUCAUUGUGGAACUGCCAGAUAAGGACUAUCACCAAUAUGAUGUGUCCAUCACACCCGAGGUUACUUCGAGAGCUGUGAAUCGAGCAGUUAUGAAGCAGCUAGUGAAACUUUACCAAGAGUCUCACUUGGGAAGGAGGUUUCCAGUUUAUGAUGGUCGGAAGAGUCUUUAUACUGCUGGACCUCUCCCCUUUACCUCAAGAGAAUUUGCCAUAAAUCUGAUGGAUGAAGAUGAUGGAAUGGGCACUCUUAGACGUGAGAGGCAAUUCAAGCUUGUAAUUAAGUUUGCUGCUCGUGCUGACCUGCAUCACUUGGGGUUAUUUUUAGCCGGAAAACAAUCUGAUGCUCCCCAAGAAGCCCUCCAGGUUCUGGAUAUUGUUUUGCGAGAAUUGCCAACCAACAGAUAUUCCCCUGUUGGGCGUUCAUUCUAUUCUCCUGAUCUUGGUAGAAGGCAGUCGCUGGGUGAGGGUUUGGAGAGCUGGUGUGGGUUUUACCAGAGUAUUCGACCCACACAAAUGGGUCUUUCGCUUAAUAUUGAUAUGUCCUCUACUGCUUUCAUUGAGCCACUUCCUGUUAUCGAAUUUGUUACUCAGCUUUUGGGCAGAGAUGUUACCUCGAGGCCAUUGUCUGAUGCUGACCGUGUUAAGAUCAAGAAAGCUCUUAGAGGUGUGAAGGUUGAGGUUACCCACAGAGGCACUAUGCGUCGCAAAUACCGCAUAUCGGGUUUAACUUCACAGCCAACAAGAGAGUUAACGUUCCCUGUGGAUGAUAAUGGAACGAUGAAAUAUGUUGUCCAGUACUUCCAGGAGACGUAUGACUUCAACAUUAGGCAUACUACGUGGCCUUGUCUGCAAGUCGGGAAUCAUCAGCGCCCAAAUUACCUCCCAAUGGAGGUAUGCCAAAUCGUUGAGGGCCAACGAUACUCAAAGCGAUUGAACGAAAGACAAAUCACUGCCCUUCUGAAAGUGACCUGCCAGCGACCACAUGACCGGGAGCUUGCUAUUAUUCGGACUGUGCACCAUAAUUCUUAUCAUCAGGACCCUUAUGCAAAGGAGUUCGGUAUUAAAAUUAGUGAUAAAAUGGCAUCAAUUGAAGCACGCAUUCUGCCUCCGCCCUGGCUUAAAUACCAUGAUACCGGCAGGGAGAAAGAUUGCCUACCUCAAGUUGGGCAAUGGAACAUGAUGAACAGGGUGAUAUUGGGCUUAUUUUGUUACUUUCAGUGCCUUGGUAUUUCUUGCUUAUGUUUUUGGACCUUUUUUUGGGGAAUGACUGAUAUUUUAAUUUUGUUGCAGAAAAUGGUUAAUGGAGGCACUGUAAACAAUUGGACGUGUAUAAACUUCUCCCGUACUGUUCAAGACAGUGCUGCUCAACGCUUUUGCCAGGAGCUUUCUCAAAUGUGUCACAUUUCGGGAAUGACAUUCAACCCAGAACCUGUUAUUGCUGUAUCUUCUGCUCGUCCUGAUCAGGUGGAGCGAACUCUGAAAUCCCGAUUUCAGGAGGCAGCAAAUGUUCUUCGUGGCAAAGAACUAGAUCUGCUGAUUGUAAUCUUGCCUGAUAAUAAUGGUUCCCUUUAUGGGGAUCUAAAGAGAAUUUGCGAGACGGAUUUGGGCUUGGUCUCCCAAUGCUGCUUAACUAAGCAUGUAUUUAAAAUGAGCAAGCAGUAUCUUGCUAAUGUUGCUUUGAAAAUCAAUGUUAAGGUCGGUGGGAGGAAUACUGUACUUGUGGAUGCGAUUGCAAGGAGAAUUCCACUUGUAAGUGACGUUCCAACUAUAAUAUUUGGGGCUGAUGUCACUCAUCCUCACCCAGGAGAGGAUUCCAGCGCAUCCAUUGCUGCUGUCGUUGGUUCUCAGGACUGGCCAGAGGUGACUAAAUAUGCUGGAUUGGUCUGUGCUCAAGCUCACAGACAAGAAUUGAUCCAAGAUCUUUAUAAGGUCACCCAGGAUCCUCAACGUGGAACUGUGACGGGUGGCAUGAUCAAGGAGUUGCUCAUUUCAUUCAGGAGAGCAACUGGGCAAAAGCCUCAGAGGAUUAUUUUCUACAGGGAUGGAGUUAGCGAGGGCCAGUUUUACCAGGUUUUGUUUCAUGAAUUGGAUGCUAUUCGCAAGGCAUGUUCCUCCCUUGAGCCAAACUAUCAGCCCCCUGUGACAUUUGUUGUGGUUCAAAAGCGGCAUCACACUCGGCUAUUUGCAAACAAUCAUAAGGAUCAUCAUCUGACUGACAAGAGUGGAAAUAUAUUACCCGGAACUGUGGUGGAUUCAAAGAUCUGCCAUCCCACUGAAUUUGAUUUUUACUUAUGCAGUCAUGCUGGCAUCCAGGGUACUAGCCGCCCUGCCCAUUACCAUGUUUUGUUUGAUGAGAAUCACUUCACAGCCGAUGGCCUCCAGUCGCUCACUAAUAAUCUGUGCUAUACGUAUGCACGUUGCACCCGCUCUGUCUCUAUUGUGCCGCCUGCUUACUAUGCUCAUCUAGCAGCCUUCAGGGCUCGCUUCUACAUGGAGCCGGAGACUUCAGACAGUGGAUCCAUGUCUAGCGGGCUGCCUGGUAGGGGAGCACCCAGCGGUGCUGGCAGUCGUGCCAGCAGCACUCGUGCAGCAGGCUCCAGCGUGCGGCCACUUCCAGCCCUCAAAGAAAACGUGAAGCGCGUUAUGUUCUAUUGCUGAAAUUUCCGGUGCAUGCUUUCGCAGUUUCUCUCUCUAGUCUUUUGGUUUCUCUCUCUGGUUCUUGAUUGGUGGCUCAGUCAUUUUGAGCUUUGGGAAGUUGUGCAGGGGCAUGCAUACACUUGGUACUUCUAUGCUCUGGUGUUUUGCGUGUUGGAUUCAUUUUGAUGCCAUAUGGAUCAAGGAUCCAGUCUGGGCUUUAUUUCUUGUGAUUGGCAUUAAGAGAAAAGUAGAACACAAGUGAUUUUCAUUUUUAAUAUACAUGGGAUAUUUAAGACUUCCAUAUCA